AUGUUGGCGCAGUCACUUCUUCUGCCAUUGCUGGCCACCUAUGCCACUGCAGUAAAGGUCUCGGUUGCCAGAUCUGGUGGAAAUGCUACCACAAAUCUGCAGUAUGGCGCCAUGGAAGAGGAAAUCAACCACUGCGGUGAAGGUGGUCUCUACGCCGAGUUGAUCCGCAACCGAGCUUUCCAGGGUAGCUCUACCUUCCCCUCCACUGUUGACGCAUGGGCUGCUGUGAAUGGAGCCGGCUUGCUGCUUCAGAACUUGACCAAUCCUCUGUCCUCCGCCUUGCCCACAUCCCUUCAAGUUCAAGGUGAGGGUAUAACAGGCAUGGCAAACUCUGGAUUCUGGGGUAUUGACGUGCGGCCCCAGAAGUACACUGGAUCGUUCUACGUUCUCGGAUCCUACGCGGGCAAUUUCACUGCGUCGCUGCAGUCAGCAAAUGGCGAAGUCUUUGCCUCCACCGAAGUUGCUUCGGAGAGUCGUGCAGAUGAAUGGGUGCAGCACAAAUUUACUCUGCACCCCAACAAAAAGGCUGAUAACACCAGCAAUCACUUUGUAUUGACCUUUGAUGCUUCCCAAACGGAGUGCGGUGCACUUGAUUUCAACCUGAUCAGCUUGUUCCCACCAACCUGGAAUGAUCGUCCAAACGGAAUGCGACGGGACUUGAUGCAGGCCUUGCAAGAGUUGGGUCCAAAAUUCCUUCGCUUCCCGGGCGGCAACAACUUGGAGGGUCAAACCAUCGAGGACCGAUGGAAAUGGAAUGAAACAAUUGGACCAUUGAAGGACCGUCCCGGCCGUGCUACUACUUGGGGUUAUGAGGAGACCAGCGGUAUGGGCCUUGUCGAAUACAUGGAAUGGUGCGACGAUCUUGAGAUGGAACCCAUCCUUGCUGUGUGGGGUGGCUUCGCUCUGAACGGUGACGCAGUCCCCGAGUCUGAGAUCGGGUUCUACGUGCAAGAUGCCCUUGACGAGCUCGAGUUUCUGACUGGCUCCACGGACACCAAAUUUGGCGCCCUCCGAGCUAAGUAUGGCCACCCUGAGCCUUGGAAGAUCCGGUACGUUGAGGUCGGAAAUGAGGACAAUCUCAACGGUGGCUUGGAUUCAUACAAAGCCUACCGGUUCCCGGCCUUCUAUAAUGCGAUCAGUGAAAAGUAUCCAGAGAUUCAGGUGAUCGCUUCCACGAUCAAUAUGACUUUCCCUGCAAAUGCCGGCGGUGACUAUCAUACUUACGAUAUUCCGGACAAUUUUGUUUCCAACUUCAACAAGUUUGAUAACUACACCCGCGAGCACCCGAUUUUGCUAGGUAAGAAGGGACCAUACAAGACUUUGCAUGUUCUGUCCAGACUGAUUGAGAUAAAUGCAUUUGCAGGAGAAAUUGCGGUGACCGAGUUCAACAACGCGCAACACGGCAUCAACUGGACAGACAAGCACUUCACCCUGUACCCCUUCUGGCUGGGCACAGUUGCCGAGGCUGUCUUCCUGCUUGGUGCUGAGCGAAACGCCGACUUAAUCAUUGGUACAACCUAUGCCCCCUUCUUCGAGAACCUUGAUAGCUAUGAGUGGUCACCCACCAUGAUCAGCUUCAACUCCAACCCUGAUCAGACCUCCAAGUCUACGAGUUGGUACUUGUACAAGCUCUUCAACGAUCACCACAUGACCAACACCCUGCCAUCCACAUCCGACAGCGACUUUGGUCCUCUCUACUACGCCACUGGCAUGAACAACAAAACAAAUUCCUACAUCUUCAAAGCUGCCGUCUACAACAGCACCGAGGAGAUCCCCAUCUCACUUUCAUUCGAAGGUGUCGGUCGCGGUGCCAUGGCGGAUCUGACCAUUCUCACUGCACCCAACGCAGUUGCCAUGAACGGUGUCGCCGGGCCCAAUAUUGUGCAGACCCAGACGAAGAAGAUCAAGGCCGGCAAGCAGGGUGUCUUUGAAUUCAAGAUGCCCAGCUUGAGUGUGGCUGUGCUGGAAACUAAAUGA
Penicillium diatomitis is the source of this 1977-nucleotide messenger RNA. RefSeq names its product alpha-L-arabinofuranosidase A. The coding region runs from base 1 to 1977 and encodes 658 amino acids. The transcript has 7 exons. The record is from RefSeq and is a predicted model, not a curated record. Gene Ontology annotation, molecular function: alpha-L-arabinofuranosidase activity. NCBI's taxonomy places the organism in Eukaryota, Fungi, Ascomycota, Eurotiomycetes, Eurotiales, Aspergillaceae. Gene Ontology annotation, biological process: L-arabinose metabolic process.